This is a messenger RNA of Cornus florida, 1250 nucleotides long. Its product is annotated as histone deacetylase HDT2. The transcript is spliced from 5 exons. Gene Ontology annotation, biological process: box C/D snoRNP assembly. Gene Ontology annotation, molecular function: box C/D methylation guide snoRNP complex binding. NCBI's taxonomy places the organism in Eukaryota, Viridiplantae, Streptophyta, Magnoliopsida, Cornales, Cornaceae. The record is from RefSeq and is a predicted model, not a curated record. The coding region runs from base 378 to 989 and encodes 203 amino acids.
UUGCUGGAAUCUUAAAAAGAAAAUGAAAAGAAAAAAAUCAAAGAACUUUUUGAGAAAAAAGAAAUAAAAGAAUAAUGAAUUCUAACUCUUUCCCUCUAUUUAGUAGCCCUUUAACAUGAAGGAAAAAGGAAAGAUUGUCGAUCUUCAAACUUUAACAUCAAGCCCCCGAAAUCUGGUUCUAUCCGAUCUGACCCGAACCGAACCGCAAGAACCCAACAAACUUAAACCCUAGAUCGCUAGCUACCCAACUGACUCAGUUGAGGCAACAUGUGAUAGACGCAUUCACCGAGUCGAUUCGACUCAGACUCCUUCUACCAUUGCGGUAACAUCCCUAUCUCCAUCAUUACCACCAUCAUAGAGAGAGAGAGAGGAGAGAGAUGGAAGGCAAAGGUAACAGCAAAGUUCUUCUACAGUUGGAGGCCAAUAACUCUCCCUCAGCACUAGAAUCCAAGCUUCUUGUUUGCAAAAACAAUGAAUUAUUGCAGUCUCAGACCACCAAGUCCCAACCUCCUAAUGGAGAGUCCAUGCCUUCUUCUGUUCCCAAAAGCCAAGUUCUGGGAAAGGUGAAGGAUUUUUUGGGAGUCAUAUCAGAAGCAAAUGAGAGGUUGCAGGUAGAUGCAAAGGAUAGUUCUAAGGACUACGACAUUGAAGUGCUCACUGGAAACGAGUCUGAAUACAUUGAAAUGGAUUUGAUGCUGGGUGUUGCUGAUCUUCAUACCCCUGAGGCCAUUGCUGCUGCUGAGUCUGCAAUAGCCAGUUAUCAACCCAUGAUUCCUUUGGCUGGUAGCAGUAGUGGGACGGAAUCUGAAGAUAGCAGCGAUGACAGUGACGAUGAUAAUGAUGAAAGUGACGAUGAUGAUGAUGACGACAAUGACACAUGCUCUCCUACGAAAGGGAAAAGAUCUAAGCCUGAUGAAGAUAAUCUACCCAGUGAAUCAUCGAGAAAUCGUCAGUCAAAAAAGCGACCAAAGAUUAUUGAGCUCCCAUAGAAACCUUUUUCUCAGCUUCAUUUACCAAGAUUUAAAGAUGCAACUUGUCAGAGUUAUUUGUGGGAAUUUUUCACCCGCGGAGUUGUUGCAGCUAUAAUGGUACGGAUAUGAGUUGAAAACCUUCUAGAGUUUUAUGAAUGAAUUGGGAAUUCUGUGUCUGUUGAUGUUAUAGUUUAAGCAGACUGCAAUAGACAGACAUUAUGCAGCUCUUAAUUUUUGAUUUCUAUACUCAUGCAAGGCACAGAGAAGUUGAGAUGGUAA